AUGGCCUCUCGCCAAAUACAACAAGAGCAACAACCGUGGCUUUUGGAAAAUGGUCAUCCAAAGGUCUUAACCAAAGAGUCUAGACAUGGACAUGGCCGGAGCCGAACCGCGCAUAACAUGUCGUCCUCUUCGUUGCGAAAGAAGUCCGACCGAACGCUCGUGUCGAAGAUUCGAUGCGCUUCGGUUAGGAAUGUGGUGGCUAAUAUCCAAGAGGUUAUUCUUGGAACAAAGCUUUCCAUUCUCUUUCCUGCCAUUCCUGCUGCCAUCGUAGCUCAUUACCUUGGCUUUGGAAGAUCCUGGGUUUUCAUAUUGAGCUUACUUGGCCUCACUCCACUUGCUGAACGUGUGAGCUUUCUCACGGAACAAAUUGCCAUAUUCACUGGUCCUACAGUUGGAGGACUUCUUAAUGCAACAUGUGGGAAUGUUACUGAACUUAUUAUUGCAAUAUUUGCUCUUACCACCAACAAGAUUGCUGUUGUCAAGUAUUCUCUAUUAGGCUCCGUGCUUUCGAAUCUUCUUCUUGUUCUUGGAACUUCUCUACUUUGCGGUGGAAUUGCGAAUAUUGGAGAAGAGCAGAAAUACGACCGAAGACAAGCGGAUGUGAACUCGCUGAUGUUGCUAUUGGCGUUGUUAUGCCAUUUGCUGCCGUUGCUAUUCACGUACAGCGCUGCAUCGGCUGAACUCACCGCACAGCCUUCACUGUAUUUGUCGAGAGCGGCUAGCAUUGUUAUGUUGGUUGCGUAUUUUGCUUACUUGAUUUUUCAACUGUGGACACAUAGGCAAUUGUUUGAAGCGGAAGAUGAAGGUGAAGGUGAGAGCAAUGAAGCGGAAGAAGAGGCUGUGAUUGGAUUUUGGAGUGGAUUUGCUUGGUUGGCUGGAAUGACUGUGUUCAUUGCUUUGUUGUCUGAAUAUGUGGUGGAUACAAUUGAGGAUGCAUCAGAUUCAUGGGGUUUAUCCGUGAGCUUCCUCAGCAUAAUCUUGCUUCCAAUAGUUGGCAAUGCGGCCGAACAUGCAGGAGCAAUCAUUUUCGCUUUCAAGAACAAGCUGGACAUUUCCUUAGGUGUUGCAUUGGGCUCUUCUACUCAAAUUGCCAUGUUUGUGGUUCCACUCUGUGUUACUGUUGCUUGGGGAAUGGGUGUGAAUAUGGACCUAAACUUCAACCUCCUUGAGACAGGUUCUCUUGCUGUGGCAAUCAUAGUCACAUCAUUCACUUUACAGGAUGGUACUUCUCACUACAUGAAAGGCCUUGUUCUCCUACUUUGUUACCUUGUUAUUGCUGCAUGCUUCUUUGUACAAAGAAUUCCCAAUGAGCCGAAUGAUGUUCAUAACAUCACUCUUAAAACUGUCACUGAUUCAGUUUUAAGUGCCUAA
Messenger RNA from Lathyrus sativus (Indian pea), 1371 nucleotides. Lineage: Eukaryota; Viridiplantae; Streptophyta; Magnoliopsida; Fabales; Fabaceae. The record is from the annotation of a GenBank genome assembly.